AGGAGAGGACAAACAAAAGCACAACCGAGGGUGCCUGCAACCAUGAGCGGCUUGCACUAUUCGCCGGAGCUGCGGCUGCCGCUGCCGCUGCCGCUCUGCCCGCGGACCAUGUCGUGAGGUGUGGCUCGGAAAAGCUCCGGGGAACCUGUCAGCCGAAACGACUCGCCGAGGAGGAGGAGGAGGAGGAGGUGGGGUGGUGGUGGUGGAAAAGAUGUCCGCCUCGGUGGGGCCCCAGGGUGGCCCUCGCCCACCCACCGUGCCGCCAUCCAUGCCGGAUCUCCCGGACCUCAGCCAUCUGACCGAGGAGGAGAGGAAGAUCAUCAUGGCAGUGAUGGCUCGGCAGAAGGAGGAAGAGGAGAAAGAACAAGCCAUGUUAAAAACACUGCACCAGCAGUUUGAGAGCUACAAACAGGAGGUGCGUCGCAUUGGGGCGGAGACGCGGCGUCAGCAGACCCAGCUGAAGGACGACGCGCCCACCUGCGGUAUCUGCCGCAAGACCAAGUUUGCCGACGGCUGCGGCCACCUCUGCUCCUACUGCCAGACCAAAUUCUGCGCUCGCUGUGGAGGGCGGGUCUCUCUGCGCUCCAACAAUUGUCUCAUAGUGAAGGACAGGGUAAUGUGGGUAUGCAACCUGUGCCGUAAACAACAGGAGAUUCUCACCAAAUCAGGAGAAUGGUUUUCGGGGUCAGGGGUGCGGCCUGGGAGCCUGGGCACCUCCUUGAACAACCCAGCCACGGGAGGUGAGGCUCAACGGGACAGGAAGCUACUCCGCUCCAGGUCCCAAGCCCCACCAUCCAGCACCAACACCAACACAGGGCUGCCCGACGGGACACAGCCGCCUGCCGGUGUCACUGCUGCCAAGGGUGUGGACACCAUGCCCGGCUCUCGCUCCCAAAGUGAACCACCUAGAGAAAAGAAAAGGCCAGUUUCCCUACAUGAACAAAAUGGAAAGGGAGGCAUGGGACGCGGUAGUGGCCGGAGACCUGCUGGGAAGUUGCCUUCUCAGUCAUCCCUCGACGAGCGAGUGGUGCCUGGGGACAGAGGCGAGAGACGGUUAGGAGAUGGACGGAGGCUAGAGAAGAUCCAUUCUCAAGACUACGAGGAUGGGCAGGAGAACAUGGGUCGUUCAGAAACACACCGGAGACGCCCAGAGGACGAGGAGCAGAGGGAGCGCCAGCGCCGUGAGGAGGAGUUCCAGAACCGUUACCGUAGUGAUCCCAACCUGGCACGAUACCCGGUGAAACCACAGAAGGAGGAGCAGGAGAUGCGCAUGCAUGCUAAGGUGUCCAAGGUCCGCCACGAACGACGACACAGUGAUCUGGCGAUCAACGAGGUCGGACUGGGGCCUGGUGAAGGAGGAGGUGGAGGCAGCGCAGGGGAGGUGCCUGAAAACCGUCUGGCCAGGAGGGGCGGAGGUGGGGAGGGAGACCGCAAGGCCGUUUUGGAAAACCACCGAGCCUACUCUGUGGAUAGGACCGUGGGGGUUGGAGGGGGAGCUCCACCUGCUGGAGGUGGAGUGAGAUCAGGACCCCAACCUGAGGGACCGGUGCCUCCAGACUGGGGCCCAAACAAAGGCCGCCUAGAGCCCGGUACAACACGGACACCAAGGGACAAAGGUGGGGAUAACCUGCUGAGGAAGGACUCUCAGAGCUCAGACCAGUCGGAGUCUCUGCGGCCGCCCCCUCCACGGUCAUACAAGAGCAAGCGCGGAGUCAACAAGAGGCAGAUGUCCAUCAGCAGCUCAGAGGAGGAGGGCGGCUCCACGCCCGAGUACACCAGCUGUGAGGACGUGGACAUGGAAAGCGUCAGCGAGAAAGGUGACUGGGACUGUCAUUCUCUAGAUCCUACAGUGUGGCACCAUCCAGUUACAUGGCAACCGUCCAAGGAGGGUGACCACCUAAUCGGACGCAUCACUCUAAGCAAGAGGUCGGCCAUACCCCGUGAGGCUGGCUCCCUCCUCGGCCUAAAAGUGGUAGGAGGGAAGAUGACAGAGACAGGGAGACUUGGGGCCUUUAUCACCAAAGUCAAGAAAGGCAGCCUGGCAGAUGUCGUGGGACACCUACGAGCAGGUGACGAGGUGCUGCAGUGGAAUGGGAAGUCGUUGCCGGGAGCAACUAAGAAAGAAGUGUACAACAUUAUCCUUGAAUCCAAGGCUGAACCUCAAGUGGAAAUAGUUGUUUCAAGACCUAUUGGAGACAUCCCAAGAAUCCCAGAGUCAUCCCACCCUCCUCUAGAAUCAACAGGCUCCAGUUCCUUUGAGUCACAAAAGAUGGAGCGUCCCUCUAUAUCAGUGAUGUCCCCUACCAGCCCCGGGGCCCUCCGAGACCUUCCUCUGGUACUGCCUGGACAGCUCUCUGUGAAGCUGUGCUACGACAAAGUGGGCCAUCAGUUGAUCGUCAACGUCCUUCAAGCCAUAGACCUGCCACCCCGACCAGACGGACGACCGCGGAACCCCUACGUCAAGAUGUACUUCCUGCCUGAUAGGAGUGAUAAGAGUAAACGGCGGACUAAAACAGUGAAGAAGAGCGCUGAGCCCAAGUGGAACCAGACCUUCCUAUAUUCCCACGUUCACCGGCGGGACUUUAGAGAACGCAUGCUAGAGAUCACAGUGUGGGACCAGCCCAGAGUCCAGGAGGAGGAGAGUGAAUUCCUGGGAGAGAUCCUGAUAGAGCUGGAGACGGCUCUGCUGGACGACAUUCCUCACUGGUAUAAACUCCAGACACAUGACGUGUCCUCCAUACCUCUGCCCCAGCCCUCCCCGUACCUUCCACGCAGACAUGUCCACGGAGACAGCCCCAGCAAGAAACUACAGAGGUCUCAGCGCAUCAUUGAUACAGAGUUUGAUGAUGGUUUGAUGGUAGUGACUAAAGGUGCAGAGCGUAACUCCAGGGAGAGAGAGCGAGGCAGUACGUUGGCUGUGCCUGAGCAGCAGCGGCCCGUCCAGCACCGCUCCCGCUCAGUGUCUCCUCACAGAGAGGACUCCUGCAGGGCUCGGUCACGGCCCGCACACGUGCCCAUGCAAAGGAGUCUGGAUGAGAUCCACCAGAACCGCCACCACUCCCACUCCCCCUCACGCUACCAUGACUCCCACUUGGAGCACCAACGCUCCGGUGACUCGGACUACGAGUACUCUGAGGACAGUGAGGUCCUGGAGAUGCACAGGUCUAUCCGGGGCGGGAGUGCCGAGUGCCUGCACACAAACAGGGGCGUAGGUAGAUACAACAACACACUUCCCCCCAAAAUGCCCCUGUUAGUAAACGGUAUCCAUAAAGACAUUUACAGCUCCACCCUCCCCGCAUGCCUAAAGAGCAAGCCGCCCCACAGGCACGAAGGGGGCAGCACCAUGCCUCGUAGCAUCCUUACACACCGUGUGCUCAGGUUCACUGAUGAGGUCACUGUUAGCGACCUGCAGACAUCGUUGGACAGAGUGAGGAGUGCCAGCACCACUUGUCUGAGACCAGACACCAACUUUCACUCCCCUGACAGAGACAGGUGCUCCAACUCUUUGCCCCGCAAGACUCCCCCAAGCCCCAGGAUCUUAGUAGAACACGUGGCCCCUGAGGAAGACAGGCAGUGUAGCAAUUCAUCAAGUCCAAACUGUCAAAGGGGCAGCAAAAAAAGCCUGGAGGGGGACAGUCGUAUCCAGCCCACCUCUAUCCUGAGGGGCAGUAGGGGGAGAGGGGGCCCGUUGAGGCCCUUUGGCCAGACAACCCUGGCUGGGUCCUGCCCAAACUCGCCACGGCUAGACAGAGCCCACCCUCAUGGCAGCCCCUGUCCAACGGGGACUCCCUCAUCAGGUCGCAGGGGCAGGCAGCUGCCUCAGCUCCCUGCAAAAAGCAGCAGCAUUGAGCAAGCCCUCGCAGUAGAGGAGCGAGCCCGAAAGCUGCAGAUAAAAGUACAUUCCUGCCAGUCUUCAGCCUCCCACGACCCUGAGACGGACCUCAAGACCAAACGGGAGAUGUAUGCAGAGCAGAGGCGUAGCAGUGACAACAUGUCGGCCAGAUCGUCCGACAGCGAUAUGAGCGAUGUGUCGGCCCUCUCCCGUGCCAGCAGUGCCUCCCGCCUCAGUAGCACCAGCUACAUGUCUAUCCAAUCAGAAAGACCCGGGGGACGACUCAGAUCCAAGUCGUUAGAGGAGGAGAAGAAGGACAGGAGGAUCUCGUGGGGAGUGAAUGGAGAGGAGGAUAGGAGGAGGUCGGCGGGAAAGAGACGCUUCUCUGAGGAGUUGAAGCGCAGGAGACACACUGUAGCUGGAGACACAAGAGAGUCCAGUCGGCAGUUACGAUCGGUGGGCCGCAGCAUGCUGAAGAGCUCCAGUGUGAGCGGAGAGAUCUACACCCAGGAGCGCACAGACGGCAGCCAAUCAGACACAGCGCUGGGCACGGUGGGCGGCGGCAGCAAGAAGAGGCGCUCCAGCCUCAGUGCGCGGGUGGUAGCCAUCGUUGGCAAUCGUCGCAGCCGCAGCACUUCACAGAUCAGUGGCCCUGAGGGGAAGAGUAAGAAGGAGAAGGGGGCACCCAUCCAACGGAGCACAGAGACCGGCAUGGCAGUAGAGCUGACCAGGAACAUGAGUCGACAGCCCAGCAGAGAGUCCAACAAUGGCAGCAUGAACAGCUACAACUCUGAGGGAAAUCUGAAGUUCUCUGGAGUGAAUCUGGGUGCCAGCAGUCAGUUCAGUGACUUCCUGGAUGGCCUGGGACCAGCUCAGUUAGUGGGAAGGCAAACUCUGGCUACCCCUGCCAUAGGUGACAUCCAGAUUGGUAUGAUGGAGAAAAAGGGUCAGCUGGAGGUGGAGGUCAUCAGAGCUCGGGGACUCGUACAAAAGCCAGGAUCCAAAUCCCUCCCUGCUCCAUAUGUCAAGGUCUAUCUGCUGAAUAAUGGAGCGUACGUAGCCAAAAAGAAAACCAAGAUUGCACGGAAAACACUUGACCCACUGUACCAGCAAGCACUGCUAUUCGAGGAAAGCCCACAGGGUAAAGUCUUACAGGUGAUUGUAUGGGGGGACUACGGCCGCAUGGACCAUAAAAGCUUCAUGGGGGUUGCACAAAUCCUAUUGGAGGAACUGGACUUAUCAAGCACAGUCAUUGGCUGGUACAAGCUGUUCCCACCGUCCUCCUUGGUGGAUCCGACGCUUGCCUCCCUGACUCGGCGGGCUUCCCAGUCGUCACUUGACAGUUCCUCCGGGCCUCCCGGGGUCCGAUCCUAGUGGACCAACCGCUCUACGCCGCUCGACGAGAAACAGACUCAUGAAACAUACUGUAGAGAGAAACAAACAAACUAAAAAAAGAUGGCGGAAACGUAGAACAACAACAAUCAGAAACAGUCACAACGAGAAAGCUUUGUUGAGAUCUGACAAUCACUUCUGUCGCGGUUAAUUUUGUCUGUUGUAGGGAGCGCCACAUUUCAGUGUUUCAUAUCCAUUCAAAGAAAAAUCUCAUCGUUUUUCUCUGUGUAUGCUGAAGAAGCAGGGCUGCCGACAGACAACAAGCAGUAGCUCUCGAGACGGGAGGCGAUAAGGUGUCAGAGAAUCAUAUGAAGCAGGGUGGUUUUUAACUGAAUCAAUAAUAGCAAAGAAAUGUACGUAAGCAUCGGAAUGUAUGGACUCGAGACAGAGGUAAUCACCCUCCAUACCUGCAGGUGGCGCAGUCCUCUCUGCAGUGGCCUCCUCCAGAACCCCAACAGACUGCCGGCACUCCUGCCCAGCCCCCUCCCACCCCCCCCAGGCAGGGUGCCCCCGUGUGGGUAUUCAGUCUGGAAGCACAGGGCCUUCUUCUGGUGCCUAGACCUUGGAGCCGCAUCACUGGUCCCUCUCUCUGUCGAAAAAAAUCCUCUUUUCAAUAUGUUUACCAUGGCUGCUCUGAAGCCACACUGUUUUAGCGUGUUUGCUUUGUCGUUCAUUUCUUUCCCUUUGUUACUACUGGCACAAAAUGUUUUUACAGUGCGUAAAAUGCUCAUGAUAAUGUUGUCAGUCUGGUGUGUGCAUGGAGAGAAAAAAAACUAAACACAAGAGAUAAAAAAAGGAUAUAAAAACUAUUAAAUGUCUGCAAGUGUUAUGCAGGGUGGGGGGGCGGGGGGCUGGUGAUGAUGCCACAGCUUCGAUUUUUACACUUGACAGUGAGAUUAGCGUGCAGCGUUGUUUUCCUUGUUCCACCACUGGCAAAUGUCCAGGCCAGUUGUCUUUGUAUAGAUGUAUAUUAGGCCUCCCAGGAGGUUGACCAAUAAAUGAAAUUUAUGUCACUUUGAAAUAUCACAAGGGUACAACAUCACUGUAAAAAAGUUAAAAAAAAAGUAAAGAGCAAGAGCAAGAUAGGACCUAGGUCUAAUUUUUCACAUUUUUCGGGAGUGCAUUCCCUCGCCCCAGCACGUUUCAGGUUUCUAUCCAACCCUUAGUUUACAUUCUUUUGAAAUUUAAACACAAGCACAAGAGCUUGAUUUUUUUACAACAAAAAGUUUAACUUUUUGAAGAAAACAUGUAGUUAAAAAAAGGAGAAAAAAAGAAACAAUCCCGUCACUGGUUCGGUUCAUUUCUUUGUCUAGGUAUUAGGAAACAGACAAACAAACAGAAAAGAAGAAUCGCUCACAGUUUCCCUUGUGCAUCUCUGUGAAUGUGAAAGUAACCAAUCAGACUGAUCUGUCGGGACACCAACACCAAUGCUCAUCCUCUGUUCGGCCCGCAGACUCCUCCCACCAGGAAGAAGGCGGGGCCAGCAUGACUUUGGAACCUGUUCCAAGCUGCAUGCACAUUUUUUUGUAAAACGAAACAGAUACAGAAAAAAAGAUACUGAACUAGAUACGUGUGUUAGUUCCACAUACUGUAGGGCCGCUUGUAUGUUGCAUGCAGUUGUACAGUUUGCUCGUACUUGAAUAUUAAAGAGAUCAAACCAAGAAACCGAAGCCAUUCCCAUUACGCAAAGACAUUUGAACUCAACUGCAGUCUAUUCCACGUCCCUCAGUCCGGUGCUGAAUGUCUCUCAAACUAAAUCCCAAGAUUACGUUGAUGUCUUUCCUCGACCCUCUGGAAGAUGUACUGUACUGUACAGUAGUACUGAGCAGACCUCACAGCCCUCUUACUGUUAAUCCACAUCAUAGUAUACCUCCAAGGGGCUGAGAUGAUGUAUGAAUAAAUAUGUACAAAUCAGAUUCACUUAUAUGGAAAUAUGAAUUAUGUUUCAACAUAAUGAUUUCAGAUAACACAUGAACUGUUAAGUUAUAUAAAGAAUAAAUGCAGAUGCACAGAGAGUCAUACACUGUAAAUACUCAACAGCCAUUCACUGGGUUUUCAUUGGGUUCGGUGAUAUUUGCAAAGGGGCCAAGUCUGAUAAAGAGGAGCGAUUAAUAUGUCAUUAGGGACCAUGCAGUGGGACAACACAAGGCGACGGACUUGGGCCACAAACAUGGCCGCGAAAACUACAGGUGUAUUCUAAAACUUGGCAUCUGAACACUUCAAACCCAAUGUCUGAACCAUGAUCAGUCCCACUCUCAGAAGAGUUGACUUUUAUUUUCAUCGUCCGGUGAAGCUGGUUUUCCUUUUUGUUUUUUUCUUUGUCAGUAUUAACAGGAAAAAAAAUUGCUGAUUGUUUACAACUUCUGUGUUCCACUGAAACAAAAAGAAAAUUAGAAAAAAGUAAAGCAUUCACUGCAACAUUUCUUGUUUGUAUAACAGAUGUGGCUCAAAUGAUGUGUAUGUUUUAUAUUUAAAAAAAAGUUCAUUUUUAUUAUUUACAAAUAAAAAGAAUGUGUGGAAGAAAA
Molecule: messenger RNA, 7749 nt
Organism: Dicentrarchus labrax (European seabass)
Lineage: Eukaryota; Metazoa; Chordata; Actinopteri; Moronidae
Gene: rims1b
Product: regulating synaptic membrane exocytosis 1b
Exons: 34
Coding region: 212-5206 (1664 amino acids)
Biological process (GO): regulation of synaptic plasticity; regulation of membrane potential; intracellular protein transport
Cellular component (GO): presynaptic membrane; cytoskeleton of presynaptic active zone
Molecular function (GO): small GTPase binding; transmembrane transporter binding
Source: RefSeq, a predicted model, not a curated record